UUCAACAAAAAUGCGCAGCCGGAGUGUAAGCCGUUCGAGUCCAGCUUCAGUGAGGACUGUCCACCAGUGGACUGGUGCAUCGGGUGCACGGUGUGUGACUGUAACGCAGAUGGGCGGUGGAACUGCCAUGUCCUGAGCUUUUGUCCUGAUGAGAAAAAGCAAAAAAAGAAGAAAAAAAGCGCGAGAAAAAGUAUGACUAAAAAACCCGUAGAAACACCAAAACCGUCGACAACAAAGAUAAUUGAAAAGCCGAAACCUAAGCCUGUAAAAAAGAAUAAACCCCCGAUUAAACCGAAGAAUAAAGCACCACCAGUGAUGAAACGUGGCGGCAAUAAUAAAACCCAACCACAAAGACGUAUCAUUAGAAAGCCUUUACCACGCAAAAUGAACUUAACCACCGCACCAGUGAAAAGAAGGACUCCAAUCAGAUAUAAAAGAAUUUCACCAGGUAAGGCUGCUGCAGCAAAGACAAUCAUAAAGAAAAACGUAGUGACACAUAAACCAAUAGAAAUCAAAACAACUAAACACAAUUUGGAAAUGAUACUAGCGCAAAGACUAAUGCAAAAGGUCAUGGGGAAAUUGAGGAAAUCAGUCGCUGCUGAAUUAAAGAAUAUGUCUGCGAUAGCGAUAGAUAUGGCUAAACGGGAACAGAUGAAAAAUCUGAAAAAAGCUACUGCUAAGCAGAGUGGGAAACUAAAUCAAGCGAAAAAGAAUACAAAGAAAAACCCAGUGAACAAACCGAUGUACAAACCUGGUAAACCGACCAAAACAACUAGGAACUAUAUCAGAAACAAACGAGAACUGAACUCUGUAGCAAUUUCUGUGAUACCUAUUAAUUCCACCAAAGAAUAUUUUAUGGCGGUACCAAAUGUCACAGUAGCACUUCCAGUCACACGAAUGCCGAGUAACUUGGUGGUUCCUGAUAAUGAUAACAGUUUAAAUAUUGUUGAAAGCAGUACACUUCCUGAAAAUGAAUAUUAUAAAUAUUUCGUGGGCAACGAAGACCAUAAAAUAAAAGGAAAUGUAACACUAUGGGACACUGGGACCACACUCGUUAAUAUAACGGAAACUGUAUUCGACCUCAUUGGUGCACCAUUGACAUCUUAUGCAUCUACUGAAAAAGGUUUCAUAAUGAGCAAUAACACAAGAACGAUAACAAAUUUUACAGAAAUGAAUCCUGAAAUGAACGACUUGAAACAUUCGAAAUGGGCGCAUUUGAAAAUACUAAAAGAGAAAAAAAUUAAUGCUUUAUCUGAUAGACAUAAGAGCAUUGUAAAACUAAUCGCACACAAUAGCCGAAAUAGAAAAAUCAAUAACCGUAAAUAUAAUAUAGUUAAGGUCGUUCAUCGUACCUCUUGUAUGCUCAAAAGCUGUCUGAGUAUGAAUACUACUAAUUCAACAGCUCACAAGAACAGCACCGAAGAUUUAAAAUACCUUCUCAAAAAAAUUAUGAAAGAUUUCAAUAAAACUCAUGUAAACGCCACAGAGUCAACGAGAAAGAAAAAGAGGAAAUUCAGUGUUCUAAGAUAUUUGAAGAAAAUAUUCAAUAAAUUAUUUAAACGUGACAAACCGGACCGUUUGAGUAAACACCACCUUGUAGAAACUUUGUGUGAAAAUUUCGGUCCAUGUAGAGUAAGCAAGCGGGACAGGCUUAAACUGAGUGGUAAACUUGGAGAGCUAGAUCGUGAAACAAUUCAAAUUCUAAAAUCUGUCAAAAUUAUUAAAGGUUUACUAAAAUUAGUUGAAUUACCUAAAAGUGCAGAUGCUGAUGUUUCAAAACAAGAAAAUUUAAAUGAUGACGUAAUAAAACUGAAUAACAUACUGAAAGGAAACUUCUCUUUUAACUUAACAGAUACUCAGACAACACAAGUAGAGUAUAUAAAGAAAAACACAGAAGAGUUCAUAGCAUCUGUUCGCAAAUUCGCAAAGUUACUAAAUGAGAUAAUAUCAAUACUGAAUAAACAUGAUGUCAAAGUUCACAAGAAAUUUGAUUUAAUUUUGACACAUAAAAGUAAUCCGAAACAAAACCCAUUUCAAAGUCUUAGAAAUCUUCUUAUAAAAUACAAUUUAGUUCAAAACUCGUUUAUGAAACAGAUGUACGAGCAGCUGAAUAACUUUGAGAGUAACAUUCAUAAGAAUCCGAAGGUGAGUGCAGUUACGGGUGUCAAUAAUAGCGUAGAAAUAGAAAACUUUUCAAGAAAUAUCAUUCAAAAUCUCAGGAAACUGAAGCGCCUGGCUCAAACCGUGAGCUCUAAUGGGAGGACCAAGAGGGAACUCUCGAGAGAUGAUGACGCUAUAGAGUAUCUGUUGAUGUUAAUGGAGUACUUGAUCAAGCAGAACCAUCCGUUGGACGCUGCACCAGUAAAUGAUGGAAUAGAUUUAUUAAUAGAAGCAAUAAAAAAUGCGCCAGACAUUAAGCCCAUCAAGAAAAAAGUGCUAGAGUAUACACCCGCCACUUAUUAUGAAACCACGACAUAUCCUACUACUGUACCUAUUAUGACUGAAAAUACCUUUACUGAAGACGACAAUCCUUCUGAUGCUGAAAAGUCUUCCAGUGAAGAUACCCGUAAAAUGAAACUAGAAGAAGCCGAAGUUAAAUUAGACGAUAACAAGGAAUUCGUUGAUAUGGUUGCAGAUGAUGAUAAAGAUCCGGAAUAUAAUCAUUAUGAUCGUCGAGCUGGCAGUAUGAAAAUUGACGAAGUUACUGAAAUGUCUUAUUUUAACAGACUUGAGCAAAAUAUUGCAGAACCAGAGAAUUUUAUAGGAACAACAACACCUAUAUCAAUGGAGAUGGAUAGCGAGAAACAGGAUAGUCAAGAUGACGUUAAUAUGGAAAAGACACUUACUAUAGAGCAAAAUAAUUUAGAUAAAUCAGUUGUAGCUGAAUCUAGAGCCAAACCUAAAGCUAGAGCUAGAGCUGGAGUCGAAACUGUUGAAGCUGAUGCUGGGGCUGGAGUUGAAAUGGAUGUUGAAAGAGCAGCUGAAGCUGCAGUUGCUGCUGAAGUUGGGCGUGAAGGUAGAGUUAUAACUGCAUCUGAAGCUAGAGUUGCCGAUAUCAGUGACACGAACGAAAAGAAGUUUGAAGUGUUUGCAGGAGACAUGGAUGAAGAAUCUUCUACUGCAGCUCCAAUUACAAAAUCUGAACCAUCAACUACUGUGACCACUGAAUUUUAUUCAACUCAAACUGUAAGAUCCAGAACUAAAAUGAGGCAUCUAAACUUAGAGUCGUAUGAUAGCGAAAGUCUUGAUAAAAAAUCCAAAUUAGAAUGGAUUGAAGAAAACUUUGGGAGAGACGUUCCAAAAGAUUUUACAGCUUUUGACGAAAAUGUUAAUGCAACAGCUGCAACAAUUAAACCUAUGACAAUUAAAUCAAUAGAAGCACAAGUUACUGACAAGUUAGACGUUAGUAAUUUAACCAAAGAAGUGGCUGAGGAAGCAGAAAAGAACAAGAAGAAGACAGAAAAACUGAAUGCAGAGGAUGUAAUGCUAAGGAAGCAGAUGGAUUUAUUGAAUUCUCUUGAUUACGGCACUGAGAAAGGAGAACUAUUUGAAUCAGAUUCGAAGGAUCCUAACGUAGAAGACAGAUACUCAGGCGAUACGUUUCAAUCGUAUUUUAUUUAGAUAAUAGUUAGUGUUACUGGUUAAUUGUAGAAAAUGUUUUGUAGGAACACAGUAACGAAUGAAGUUGUCAAUACUGUUUGAGAAUAUUGAAUCUCAUUCAGAGAGAAUGAACAGAUCUUUAAAGCAAUUGGAAUAAUGACUGUUAAUUAUAAUUUAGGAUGCAUCUGACUCACUACAAACAUUUUUUAACGUAGUAAAAAUGGUUUUCUUAUGUCGUUUGGAAUAUAGGAAUUUCUCGCGUAUGAGUGACUUGUUGUU
This is a messenger RNA of Spodoptera litura, 3879 nucleotides long. RefSeq lists its product as uncharacterized. NCBI's taxonomy places the organism in Eukaryota, Metazoa, Arthropoda, Insecta, Lepidoptera, Noctuidae. The record is from RefSeq and is a predicted model, not a curated record.